UGAUGCAGCAGGCCAUGAUUUUUCUUUUUUCUCAUCUCUCUUCUUCUUCUCCUCUCUUCUCCUUCGUCCUCCCUCUCCUCUCUCCUUCCUCCCUCGCCUGUGUGCCACAGAGCUGGGGGCGUCGUUGCCAGGAGCGACGGCGACGACAUCAUGGAUUAUUUACAGACUGCCUUGAAUUGAGGACCACCGCCGGCGGCACUGGGGGUCAGGCAGACAGACGGCUCUCUGUGCAGACCGCAGGCAGACAGGCAGACACAUCUGGGCUGAAUCCGCAGCAGAGCUUCAGAGGAGGAGAAAGGCCCAGAAACCCUCGUCGGGCCUUGAUCAGGGGACCAUGGCAGACAUGAAGACUCCGGACUUUGACGACCUGCUGGCGGCCUUCGACAUCCCCGACAUGGUGGACCCCAAGGCUGCGAUCGAGUCCGGCCAGAACGACGACCACGAAGGACCCCUCAAGCAGGCCAACGGGGGCAGGGGGGGGGCGACCAGUGAGGACGGGCCCCUGUCGGCACACGACGUUGGCGUUAGCGUCAUCGUGAAGAACGUCAGGAGUGCGGACGCCGGAGAGCAAGACGGAUCCCUGCAGAAGAACGUCAGGAAGAGCCAUAACCCCCGGCAUGCCCACGAUCCCCAUGGUAACGGUGUUCAUUAUGGUUUACUACAGGCAACUGCAUCCGCUAUCAAACUCGACUCCAAGAACGGAUGGCGAGUUCCCAUGGAGGAAAGUCCAUCAGCCAAUGCUACAACCCUGACGAUUCAUCAGUUCAGCCCCAUAUCCAGUGCUGAAGAGUUUGAUGACGAUGAUAGGAUUGAGGUAGACGAGCCCACAGUGAUGAACUGCAGCCAGCCAUUAUUUAGACCCACUCCCAACACCUUCGCUGUCCAUCCUUCCUGUCCCAAGAAAGAAGAGCAGAAUCGUCGGUUACCUACGUUGGUGGACUUUGACUCCAAGCUCAGAGCAACUAGAAAUCUAGGUCAAACUAAAGCUGAGGCGAAUAACAAGUAUGGUACUUUAAAUAACACCAAACCCACGGACACGUCCAAGGCAAAGCCCGAAGUGCAAGCAAAACAGGAAGGCAUCAACCCCCAGGCACAGGAAGGUAAAGAGGCUGUUGAACUGUCAGGAAGCAGCUCAGAUCUAAGUGUUUCCCAGGCCAAAGCAAAGACCUCUGCCAAGCUUUCUUCUUGCAUAGCCGCCAUAGCAGCCCUCAGUGCAAAGAAAACCAGUAGCAGGCCCCCGAGAGGCUCCGAUCGCCCUACAAUCCAGAAGGAAUCAAUCGCUGUCAGUCCCCGCGGCGAAUCACCGAAGGUAGCCAAGGAGAGCCCAGGCCCUCCAGAGAGGCAAUCCAAACAGGAGUCAGCUCUUGAAGUUGCCAAACGACUGUUGUCAAGAGAACCAGACAGCCCAUGUAGUGUCACUAGUGAAUGUAGCAGUAAAGAAUCCCCUGCCUCGCCUACAGGCACCACCCCGGUUAUCCCCAAAGUUCGGAUCAAGACCAUCAAGACCUCGUCGGGCCAGAUCAAACGCACCGUCACCAGAGUCCUUCCCGAGGUUGACGCUGAAGGCAAGAGUGGGGAGGAUUCCAACAACUUGACUGCAAUGGUUUCCUCUGCGCUUUCCCCCACCACAUCCAACACAGUCUCUCCCUCCCCGAGAAAAGACUCGCUUCCCAACACAGUGCUAGCAGGCCGUCGCUCGUUGGAAGUAACAAGGCACAUGACCAUCAAGCCUGUGGCGACUGCCUUUCUCCCAGUCUCAGCAGUCAACAAGGCAGGUUCACAAGUCAUCAAUCUUAAGCUAGCGAACAACACCACAGUCAAAGCAACGGUAAUCCCUGCGUCCUCUUUGCAAAGUGCCAGCAGUGCUAUCCGUAGAGCUGCCAACGCCACCCAACAACAGACUGUCAUGGUGCCGAACUCCAGUCUGGCAAACGCCAAACUCGUGCCAAAGACUGUUCAUCUGACCAACCUUAACCUUCUCCCAAAAGCUGCAUCCAACACCACCUGUGAGAUCCAACAGGCUGCACCAGGCAAGAAAAUAAAACAACAGCAAGUCAAACCACAAACCGCCAAGGCUGGCCAGCUCCCGAAGAAAGUGUCCAGGGUCCAGGUGUUGUCCAGCACUCAAAGUACCGUGGUGGAGGCAUUUAACAAGGUCCUGAGUAGCAUCAACCCUGUGCCUGUAUAUGUGCCCAACCUCUCCCCGCCUACCUCAGCCUGUAUCUCCCUCCCUUCCCGUGGCUACAAGUGCCUUGAAUGCGGGGACUCCUUUGCGCUGGACAAAAGCCUAAGCCAACACUUUGAGCGGCGCAGCGUACGAAUAGAGGUCACCUGCAACCACUGCGCAAAGAGCCUGGUGUUCUACAACAAGUGCAGCCUGCUGUCCCACGCCAGGGGGCAUAAGGACAAAGGGGCGGUCAUGCAGUGUUCCCACCUUAUUCUGAAACCCAUUCCCACCAACCAGAUGACACACACGUCCCCCCCCGUCGGCCCAUGUGGUGCUGCUUCGGCCCCUGUCUCGACCGGGCCGACCGUGAACCUCGCGACGACUGUGUCCCAAGCAAAGGCGACCAGCGCGGGGGCGCCGAUGGCGGUCAUCUCAGCCCCGAGUGGUUCUCCCCUAGUGGCGGCCAUGCCUCUGGAGGACGACGGGACCAAGCAGUGUAGACAGUGUCUCAAGUGCCUGGAGUGCAACGAGAUGUUCCUGGAUGAGAGCUCCCUAGUGAUCCACUAUCAGCAAGCAGUGGAGAUCAACGCACAGAAAACCUGCAGUGUCUGCCAAAUGCUGCUCCCCAACCAGUGCAGCUUUGUGUCCCAUCAACGGAUCCACCAGCACAAGUCUCCCUUCAUCUGCCCUGAGUGUGGAACCAGCUGCCGGUCGGUCCACUUCCAGUCUCACAUUACCAAGAACUGCCUGCAUUACACCCGCAGGGUCGGCUACCGGUGCGUCCACUGCAGUGUGAUCUUUGGAGAUGCGGCGUCCCUCAAGUCCCACAUCCAGAACACCCACUGCGAGGUGUUCUAUAAAUGUCCCAUGUGCCCCAUGGCGUUCAAGUCUGCACAAGCCAUUCACUCACAUGGGUACACCCAGCAUCCAGGAGCCAAGCUGGCGGAACCCAAGUUGAUUUAUAAAUGUUCCAUGUGUGACACGGUGUUCACGCUGCAGUCCCUGCUCAACUCACACUUCGAUCAGCACGUCGGCAGCCACAAGGUGUCUGUGUUCAAGUGUCCCGACUGCUCCUCGCUGUACGCCCAGAAGCAGCUCCUGUUGGACCACAUCAAGAUCACACAUGGGACCCUAAAGACCAUCGAGGGUCCUCCCAACCUGGGCAUCAACCUGCCCCUGAGCACCAAGCCCACCCAUUCCAACAGCAACAACAACAACAACAACAACAGCAGCAGCAACAAAGAUGGCGGCCAUGCCAACCUCCCAGGCAAGAAGCCCGGGCCCUUGUCCCUGAAGACGACCAACAGCCACUGUAACUCAGGGGACCAUCGGGGCCCCCAGGGGCCCCAGGUGUACACGUGUGGGGACUGCGACGGUGUCUUUACCACCAGGGAGGGGUUUGUGUCCCAUGUGAGGCGAGACCACGGCAAGAUCCUUAAGAAGCAUCCGUGUCGGCAGUGUGACAAGUCCUUUAGUUCCUCGCACAGCCUGUGUCGACACAACCGACUGAAACACAAGGGUCUGCGGAAAAUCUACACCUGUCCGCAUUGCCCUCCUCUGAGUCAGCCGUUCCCCAAGAGAGUGCUGCUUGAUCAACACAUCCAACUGAUGCACGACGUCAAGGAACCAGAGUCCAAGAGCCAGGAACCUGCUGAUGUGGAACCCCAACCCAACAAGGCCGCCAGCUCCAAGAGGAAACCAGAGGAGGAAGAAGAGGGGGACGGCGAGGGGUCUCCCGGCCUGCACCCCAGGGGCGCCCACGGUCCACAGCCGCCGCCGGUGAAGAAGCCCAAGGUCCAGCUCCCCAAGGCGCUCCAGUGCGCCGUCUGCGGCUUCUGCGGCGCGGCCGACCCGGCGGCCUUCCGCCUGCACAUCCCGCAGCACAAGACGGACGGCUCGUCGCACCAGUGCCAGGAGUGCGGCCUCUGCUACACCUCGCACCGCUCGCUGGCGCGCCACCUCUUCAUCGUCCACCGGCUGAAGGACCACCACAACCUGGCCCGGCGCGGACGCACGGACGCCGCCUCCGCCGCCGACGAGGAGGACGGCGAAGGCGACGGUCCGAGCGGGAGGGAGAACCAAUCGGACGUCAGGGACGAGAACGACCGCGGGCUGCCGGGCCCGAGGUGCAAGGUGUGCCGGAAGGUGUUUGACACGGAGGGACACCUGAACAGCCACAUGAGGACUCACGGGAUGGCGUUCAUCAAGGCCAAGAGGCUGAGCGCUGCCGAGAAGUGAAGGGGGCGGGGUCAGAGCUCCGGUGGUGGCGAGGAGGACUCGAGGGUCGAGGGACAAUGACCAAGAUGGCGUGAUGAAGAUCUUUAUAUUUGACUACACGUUUUGCACAAACGUAUAUUUAUGUAUGUAUAUGUAUGUAUAUAUAAAGAACUGAAUGGAUCUAUGUGCUAAAUGUAAGUGUAAGACAGACAGAUGCAAUGUGUUGUAGGAAGAUGUUUCAGUGUCACUUUAUGUGUGGUCAGACGGAGUUGAACAAUUUAAAUAACUUUUUUGUACACGAGAGGUCUUUCAAUAGAUCUUUUUUUAUAGAGAGAGAAAAUAGUGUUUUAUUUUGCAGCAGUUCCGUUGUGGGCGCGACACUGUGGGUGUCGUAUCACGUGCAGGUUGUUUUGGUGGGACCCUGGGAAGCCAUGCUCAGAGUUGCAAAUACUCUUAAUGUCCAAUGAAUGUUUAAUAGCACUGCGACACCCCGUCCCACACACACUCACACACACACACACACACAUACACACACACACACACACACACACACACACACACACACAACACAAACACACACAG
This is a messenger RNA of Gadus chalcogrammus (walleye pollock), 4966 nucleotides long. RefSeq names its product zinc finger protein 532 (gene znf532). Bases 335 to 4405 code for a protein of 1356 amino acids. The transcript has 9 exons. The record is from RefSeq and is a predicted model, not a curated record. NCBI's taxonomy places the organism in Eukaryota, Metazoa, Chordata, Actinopteri, Gadiformes, Gadidae.